AUGAAUCUCGACAACCCAUUCGCAGCGUUCUUCAGGAAGAGGACGACCACUGUCUCUUCGUCGUCUGUGACUGCCGCUUCUGUGGGCUUUAAGCGUCUUCGCCCUGACGAGGAUGCAUUGCUGACUUCGCCGGCCUCCUCUCCUUCAGCAGUCGCCCCGGGGGCGAGCACAAGAGCCGCAACAACAGACGCCGCCGCCAACAACGCCUCGCCGAACGGGGCGGAGCACGGCGGCGCGGGAGAUGCCUUCCCCACUGCCUCCGCGUCCUCUUCCAGCCCGGUGAAAGUCAUGCUGCUGCCGGACGACGGGGAUGAAGAGGAGGAGGAGCUGCGCUUGCUGCUCGGCAACACCAAUAAGGUCUUCGUGCGGCCGCAGGCGGCGAGAACAACAACAACAACAGCGACAGCAGUGGAAGGGACGGCACCUGCGACACGAAAAAACACGGCGACUGAACGGGAGGGACCCAACGCGGCAUCUCGCGUUAACACGGCGGUGGCGGUGGGAGAGUUGCCGUGGGCGACGCGCUCCAACGAUGUGCGUGAGGAGAUCGCCGGUCGCUUUGAGGCCCAGUUCAAAUGGGAGCUGAGGCACAACUCGGAGUUGUUGCGUGUGUUUGGGCCGUUUUUCAGUGACCGUGCGCUCAGUCGUAUCGACGCUGAUGUACAGGGGCCGCAGUUCCUCGCCGCUCCCACUGUAACAGUGGAGAACACGGCCGCCGCUGGUGGCUACACGCUGCGCUCCUACCAGCUGGAGGGCGUGCAGUUCCUUCUAAAAAGCUUUCACAGUGGGAUUCCGUGCAUCUUGGCGGAUGACAUGGGCCUCGGAAAGACAGCACAGAUUGCGUCAUUUCUUAACAUGCUUAAGACACAACACACCAUUGACGGUCCGCACUUGGUAGUGGCACCGCUGUCGACACUGACGAGUUGGACGCGAGAACUCGCCCGGUGGGCGCCAACGCUGCGUGUGGUGAAGUACCACGGGGAGCGGAAGGGGCGGGCCGCGCUGCGCACUGCUCACAGCAACCGUCACGGAGUCUUUGUGACAACGCCGUCGGUGCUCAAUCAGGACCGUGGCUUCUUCCGUAAGCGGACGUGGGUGGUCGCAGUGGUUGACGAGGCACACGUGUUGAAAGGGCGCAGCACGAUGAUCUCGUACGUGGCGCGAAAGCUCACAGCGUGUUUUCGCCUCGCUGUGACAGGUACACCUGUUCACAACAAUGUUGGUGAGGUUUGGAGUUUGGUGAGCUUUCUCUAUCCGUCCUAUUGCGCUUCCUAUGACAACAGCAACGCUAACGACCCUGUCGGGGCAGCCGAAGACUGUGCGAGGUUGCUCCAGCACAUUAUGCUGCGUCGAACAAAAGGGUCAAUCGAGUUGGGCAUUCCACCACGUGUAGACGAGCCGACUAUCAUGCUUGGCCCUACAAGCGUCCAGCAGCGGCUGCUCACGCGCAUGACGGAGCAAGUCUUGAGAGAAGAGGGCACCACCAACACGCAUCUCCAACUUCACCUGACACAUCAACGCAUUGUGUGCAACCAUCCAAUGGCGCUACGCCUGUUGGCAACAGAGGGGCGUAACUCUGGCGUGGAUGGAUGGGAGGAGCGCCUAGCCGCAGCAGGCAUCGCGUUGGAUGAGGCCUCCAUCAUUGCACCAAGUGCCAAGAUGAUAGAGCUAGAUCGUAUGCUAAGAAGACUCAAAGAGGAGGGACACCGAUGCCUGAUUUUCUCUAAUUUCACUUCUGUCUUGGAUCUCCUGCAGGCGCAGUGUGUGCUGCGGGGCUACAGCUUCGAGCGGUUGGAUGGUUCCACCCAGCGUGUGGAGCGGGAACUCGCUAUGAUUCGCUUCAACGCCCCGGAUUCGAACUGCUUUGUCUUUCUCCUCACAACAACCGCUGGUGGUGUAGGUGUGACGCUUACAGGCGCUGACACCGUGAUUCUCUUCGAUGCCCACUACAAUCCACAGAUUGAUCGUCAGGCUGCGGACCGCGCGCACCGCAUCGGUCAGACACGUGUUGUGCGAGUCUACCGUCUGUGUCUUAGCAACACCCUCGAGGAACGUAUUCUUAAUGUGGCCCUGCGAAAGGCGUCGCUUGGUGAUUUCAUUGUGGACGGUGGUAGUGGGAAGGGCGAUAACGCGUCAAGCAUAUCACUCUCUGCUGAUCGUAUCCGUCAACUGUUUGAGGAAGGUGCCAAAACUACCAGCAACAGCAGCAAUACCAUCAGCACGGGCACUGCCGCCUGUGAUGAAUGCCAACAUGAUGAUGUGGUGUCCGUUGACCGCGACACCACGGCGGAGGACGCCAUGGUGGAGGACUUACUGUGCGUGGAGAUGCACGGACUGCCGAGGCCCCGGGCGUUGCAGCAGGAAAGCCGGUCCGUGCGGCCCACAGUCGGUGUCACGCACAACUGUUUCGUGUGUGGCCAUAUCAUGCGGCCGCUGGAGCCGUUGUACCAUUGCGCAGUGUGUCCCAAGGCAUACCACGCCGACUGCGUAGGAGAACGGAAGCUGCAGGCCGGUGUGGCCGGGCCACGACAGUGGACGUGCCCCCGCCACAGCUGCGCGUCGUGUGGGAAGGCGCAAGCGGUCGACGGGGCGGUGUUCAUGUGCAGUGAGUGCCCCCUUGCAUUUUGCUUCGACUGCCUCGACCCGCGCUACUUUGAUCUGGACGAUAGCAAGACAUCCUUUGUUCACAUCCGUCGCUCAUACCCUGGUAUGGAGGCGGAGGAAAUGGGUGUGCGGCGCUCUGUCUAUUACAUCACGUGCCUCCGCUGCAAUGGAGUGUUGUCAUCAUCUUCAUCCUCAUCUUAUGGCUCAGAAAGCGAUGCAACAAGUGACGAUGGUAGUGGUAGCCUUGAGGAUACGGGGGAUGAUCUCAUAUAA
Trypanosoma grayi is the source of this 2877-nucleotide messenger RNA. RefSeq names its product transcription activator. The coding region runs from base 1 to 2877 and encodes 958 amino acids. The transcript has a single exon. Gene Ontology annotation, molecular function: ATP binding; ATP-dependent chromatin remodeler activity; DNA binding. Lineage: Eukaryota; Euglenozoa; Kinetoplastea; Trypanosomatida; Trypanosomatidae. Gene Ontology annotation, cellular component: nucleus. The record is from RefSeq and is a predicted model, not a curated record.